Punctularia strigosozonata HHB-11173 SS5 is the source of this 771-nucleotide messenger RNA. RefSeq lists its product as uncharacterized. Lineage: Eukaryota; Fungi; Basidiomycota; Agaricomycetes; Corticiales; Punctulariaceae. The record is from RefSeq and is a predicted model, not a curated record. The transcript has 2 exons. Bases 111 to 689 code for a protein of 192 amino acids.
AGCAGCCUUGAGCUCCUCCGUCAGAACAGAAAUAACAGGGAAAGGCUCGGGCUGAUGUAGAACAUCACAUCUAGCAGUCCUCUGUGCCCAUCAAUCCACAAAGCUCACUCAUGGAGGGCUACAUCCGCGACCGCAUCGCGACUUACUCCGUCGGGACCUUCACGAUCGUCAUCCCGUUCGCCGUCGCGCGCAAAGCGGACACCGACCUGGCCCAGUACGCGCUGGUGACCGCCACGGGUCCCGACGUUCCCGCCGUUCGCUACCUCACCACGCUCAACUCCACGUCACCCGCCGAGCUUUCCCCCGACGGAAAGCCGGUGCUGUGGGUUGUGCCUGACGUGGAACCAACGCAAUCGCAGGCGCCCGGAAGCACGCUUGACGCGCUGCUCGCUCAACCUUGGGAGAACCCGCCGCUCCAACUGAUGGGUGGCACACGCUCGGACGCUGGGACAUCAUAUGGGCGGGCGCUGCAGGCGGAGCUCCUGCUAGAAGAGGAUGCGCUGCUCAGGGUGUGCUGCUACUGCGGCAGCAUGGAAAACGCAAACUGGCCUCUAUCGGACCGAUAUGAGAGGUGUGAUGGGAGCGGUUAUACCUCCUUGUACUGGUGCAGCAAGUGCGCCGGCAAGACUUUUUUUGGUCGUGCACUCACUUCUCUCGGUCGCAGGGUGUUAUCGCUGACCCGCACAUGAUUCCUUUGGGCCAGAAGCUCGCCCAUGGUCUCUGUAUGUUGUACAUCCAUAUCAUACUUAUGACAACGAUGAUCGUUCGUAA